Molecule: messenger RNA, 843 nt
Organism: Acanthosepion pharaonis
Lineage: Eukaryota; Metazoa; Mollusca; Cephalopoda; Sepiida; Sepiidae
Source: the annotation of a GenBank genome assembly
AUGCUCUAUCUAUUUCAUUUUCCUCCAAGAAUUUUUUCUGCAAAUUUACAUUGGUUAAUUUUAUUUGUUGCAUCUCUGAUAUUUAUUUUUUUUGUUUUUUUCUUUCCUAAUUUUCUUCAUGUUCUUCCUUUCAACUGUCACUUUCUUUUUCUUUUCAUCUUUUUGUGUCCUGAUUUCUUCAUAACCUUUUUUCUUCACCUCACUUUUUUAUCAUUAUCUUAUUUAUCUUCUUCUUCUCUAUAUUCUUCUUCAUUACUUUUUAUUUUUUUCCUUUUUUCUUUUCAUCCUUUUUGCCUUUUCUUUUAUCAGAUUUUCUUCUUUCUAUCUUCAUCCUCUUUAUCUUCUUCCCUUUCUUCUUCUUUGUUUUCUUUCCUUUUCUUCUUCUCAUCCUUUUUGCCCUCUCCUUUAUCAGAUUUUGCUCUUUCUAUCUACAUCAUCCUCUUUAUCGUCUCCAUUUUUUCUUCAUUAUUUUCUUUCCUUUUCUUCUUUUCAUCAUUCCUGCCCUCUCUUUUAUUAGAUUUUUUACUUUUCUAUCUUCAUCCUCUUUAUCACUUUCCUUUUCUUCUUCUUUGUUUUCUUUCCUUUUCUUCUUUUCGUCCAUUUUUGCCUUCUGCUUUAUCAGAUUUUGCUGUUUCUAUCUACAUAAUCCUUUAUCUUCUUCCUUUUGUUAUUCUUUGUUUUUUUUUUGCCUUUUCUUCUUUUCAGUUUUUGCCUUCUCCUUUAUCAGAUUUUGCUCUUUCUACCUUUAUUAUUUUUCCUAUCUUCUCUUUCUCCUUUUUUUCCUUUUCUUUUUCUCCCAUAUUUUCAUCUUUACUUGAAGAAUUCGGUACAGUAUAUUUGUGA